Molecule: messenger RNA, 2772 nt
Organism: Trichoderma aggressivum f. europaeum
Lineage: Eukaryota; Fungi; Ascomycota; Sordariomycetes; Hypocreales; Hypocreaceae
Exons: 3
Coding region: 1-2772 (923 amino acids)
Biological process (GO): mitotic cell cycle; cytoplasmic microtubule organization; microtubule nucleation
Cellular component (GO): gamma-tubulin complex; spindle pole; mitotic spindle pole body
Molecular function (GO): microtubule minus-end binding; gamma-tubulin binding
Source: RefSeq, a predicted model, not a curated record
AUGUCGUCUGGCGUAAGAACGAGGGCAUCAAGCCGCGCCAACGCCUUUGCUGACGACCGCUCCCGGAUUUCUGGAGCCAAUGGAAGGUCCCGGAGUGGCACGGCGGAUGCGAAGAAUGCAGAGCCCCAAUUGGGAGGCAACGAAUCACAUAAGCGGUCCUCGCCAGGCCAUGCGAGGGAGCGGUUGGGCAAGGAGAGACGCUUCGAGGAGCGCAAAGGCAUAGAGCGGAGCUUCGAAGCUCAUGUGGAGCGAGUCACGUCGCGGACAGCCAGUCCGGCCAAGCAAGAGCAGCAACGGCGCGCGCAGCAGCAGGCAGAGAUGAGGCCGGCCGAGAUGCGCAGGCAAAAGUCGUCGACCGAGCUGCGGCCUAGGGAGAUCCGGGCAGAGACGCCCCCAGUCGUCUGGAACCCGGAAGCGUCGUUGCUGCCACAUACCUCUGCCGCAUUGGCCUCGCGAAUCUCGAUUCCUCCGAUUGCUUUUGCGAUUCCGUUUGCACCACAGCCGAAACCCCUACAUGAGCUGACAUUGGAGGCUCAAGAGGCCGCCAUUGUCGAGGACUUGUUAUAUGUUUUCAUGGGGUAUGAAGGGCAGUAUAUUCGAUAUGCUCGAGGGUAUAGCCCCAACGAAGAACGAGACCGACUGUCUGGGCCGCCCUUUCGGAUCUUGCCCGGGCUUGAUCCCAGCUUACACGACCUGACCAAAUCCAUGUUGAAGAUGGCGACCUAUUAUUCGGCUUUGGAAGCCUUUGUCGACGUGCAGAGCCGUGAGGAGUUUGGUGCCGUGAACCAUGCGCUGUGUGCGUCGGUGAGAAAAUGCUUGCAGGACUACCUGGUUAUGAUUGCCCAGCUUGAGACGCAGUUUCUGACGAGUGAGACGUUUACCGUCCACAUUCUCAACAUUCACACCCUACCUACGUGUCAGAUGCUGUCUCAUCUUUAUGCAAUGGCGCAGGAGCUCUUGAAGAAGAACGCGCUGUUGGACGACGAAAGUGAUGAGGAGGACGAUGAUGAAGUAGACGAUUAUGACAAAGUCCUCGAGAGGCUUGCUGAGGGGGGAGACCUUGUUCCUGGAAGUUCCAAAGCCCUGAAAGUCUGCAAGGGCGGCAGUGUUUUGGGCUUGUUGGCCUCAAGGCUUGAAUCAAUGGGAGGUGACCCGGCUGCCCGAUCUCUGUUAACAUCAUUGCUGCGGGAUGCCAGUCGACCGUAUAUGAAGAUGCUGAAUGAAUGGUUGCACCACGGCAGUAUCCACGAUCCUCAUUCUGAGUUUAUGAUUCGAGAACAGAAGAGCAUUGGGCGAGAGAGGCUCGAGAGGGACUAUAUCGACGAGUACUGGGAGAGAAGGUACACUAUUCGGGACCAAGACGUUCCACCCCAGCUGGAAGGCGUCAAAGAGAAAGUGCUGCUGGCCGGCAAGUAUCUCAACGUCGUUCGCGAAUGUGGUGGAGUAGACGUAAGCAAAAUCGUGACGGAACUACCAACCUCGUUCGACGAUAAGCGAUUCAUCGAGAACGUCAACAAUGCCUAUGCCCACGCCAACGAGUCUCUCAUGCAGCUUCUUCUUACGACGCAUGAACUGCCGUUGAGGCUACGUUCGCUCAAGCACUACUUCUUCCUGGAUCCUUCAGACUCGUUUUCAUACUUCCUCGAGCUUGGCUCCUCCGAAUUGAGAAAACCUGCCAAGAGUGUCAACACAAGCAAGCUGCAGUCCCUACUGGAUCUCGUCUUGCGCCAACCUGGAACUGUGGCCUCGCUAGACCCCUUCAAAGAAGACGUCAAGGUGGAGAUGAACGAGAUCACCCUUAUCAAUAACCUCCAGCGGGUUGUGAACAUCACGGGGAUAGAGUCCGGCCAAGUGAUGCAGCCCGUUACGAACCAGCAACCCAUUGAACCAGAUAAGAACGCAACGGGCUUUACGUCGCUGCAGCUGGAUUAUUCGGUUCCAUUUCCCGUCUCUCUGGUGAUAAGUCGCAAGACAGUCUGGCGUUAUCAAGCGCUCUUCCGUUUUCUGCUUCACUUACGCUACCUAGAAUCUCAACUGUCUUCGACUUGGCAAUCACAUACCAGAGCCGUGACCUGGUCUCACAAGGGCCCGAACCCGGAGCUUGAGGCCUUGAAGCGGCGAACCUGGACAUUGCGGGGGAGGAUGCUCGUUUACAUCCAGCAGGUGCUGUAUUUCUGCACAGCAGAGGUGAUUGAGCCAAACUGGACAAAGUUCAUGUCGCGGCUGAAAGCUAAGGACGAGAUGUCGGACAAGAAAUCCGGCUUCAACCGGACGGUGGACGAGUUGAUGCAGGACCACGUAGACUUUUUGGAUACGUGCCUCAAGGAAUGCAUGCUUACAAACAGCAAGCUACUAAAGGUCAACUCAAAACUCAUGCAAGCGUGCGCCAUCUUCUCCCAGUACACUAAUUUUGUUACUCGCGAGAUUGAAAAGAUCGACCCGGACCUCUCCAGCGGCACCAAACCCGACACCAUGACCAGCGAUCAAUGGCAGCGCUUCCAGUCCACCAAGGUCCCUUCCUCCCGCUCGACGUCAGCACAGAACGAUGCCUCGACCGUGGAAGACGCCGAGGUGCGCAUGAAUCACUUGUCGGACAUUGUCCGCAAGUGGGAGAGCAACUUCGGCCGCCACAUGAAGAUCCUUUCCGACUCACUGAACCACUACGCUGCGACUGAGACCGUGGUGCUGCUGAGUCUUUGCGCCAGGCUGAGCUCUGUGAACCAAGGCACUGAGUGGGCUGCCAUUGGGGCUGAGGAGGAUGAUCAGCCAUAG